AUGCGCACCACAACCUUCCUCUCCGCCCUCCUUCUCUCCCUCCCCCUCACAGCUCUCGCCCAAACAUGCAACAAAAACGAAAACCUGAAAUGCUGCAAAGUCAGAGAGUCAUUAUCCGAUGGAGCCGUGACCGACAUGACCAAUGGGGCCGGUAUUGCGCUUCAUGAUGAGCUGCUGGGCACGGUAGGAGCGUUGUUCCUCUCCCAACAAUCCCAAUUCUGGCAUCACUUCCACCCUCUCCUCACAAUAAACGACCCCAAAUGCCCUCCGACCCUCCUCCGCCGCAGUGCCGGCACCCACCGCUUCUCCCCCACCAACCCCCACCCCCGCGCAAACCACAUCCUCAACGCCAACGCAAUCCUCCUCCCCAUGCAAAUCGCCCACGACUCCAUCCGCCACACAAUCCACACCAUCCAACACAAACCCCCAUACACCCCCGGGACGACAGGCAUUGUCACCGCCGCCGCCUCCUACCUCCCUACCCUCCUCGUUACCCUCCGCCUCCUCCGACGCACCGGGUCCACCCUCCCCGUCGAGGUCUUCUUGGCAAACACCACUGAAUCCGACCCCGCGCGGCCGCUCUGCCAGCACGUCCUGCCGCAGCUCGGCGCUCAAUGCAUUACCCUUUCCACUCGUGCUCCGGGUCUCGAUAAGGCACUGACGAGCGGGUUUCAGAUCAAGCCCUUCGCGCAGCUGUUUUCCUCUUUCGAGUCUGUGCUCUGGCUUGACGCGGAUUGCGUGCCCUUGCAUGAUCCAGCGGCGUUGUUCAUCUCGGAUCUAUUUACGGAGUAUGGGUUGAUACUCUGGCCGGAUUUCUGCGCCAAUACUGGUAGUCCGGUUUACUUUAAUGUCUCCAGACAGGAGGAUCCCGGGUCCACGGUGCGAGCGAGUAGUGAAACAGGGAUGAUUCUGGUGCAUAAGGGCCGGCAGUGGAGGACUUUGCUGCUGGCAGCGUACUAUAACUACUACGGUCCGGAGUACUAUUAUCCGCUACUGGGGCAGGGCGCCCCAGGUACCGGGGAUAAGGAGACAUUCCUCCACGCGGCGAUGGCGCUGCACGCGGUGGUUUAUGCUGUGCGCUCCCCGCCGGUCGAUCUGGGGAGGAUGAAUACCGGUGGAAAGUCGACGGUCGCAGUCAAUGCGGGGUUUAUCCAGGCAGAUCCGGUUCAGGAUUAUGCGUGGAAUGUGGUGAAGACAGCGAAGAGGAAUGAAGGCAAGGAUUUAGGGAAAGAGGGACCAGGAGAGGCCAGGGCAUUUUUCAUCCAUGCAGGCAGCCCAGAGUUCAACCCCGGCAAGACGGGGUUGUUGGGAAGGAGAUUGCGGGGGUUGGAUGGUCUGCCGGCCAGGUUGUGGACUUAUCCCGCUGAGGCGUUGGCGAAGGUGGGAUUUGAUGCUGAGAAGACGUUCUGGGAGGAGACGCUUGCGGUGGCUUGUGAGUUUGGGGGGUUGUUUGAGGACUGGGAAGGGAGGGCUGAAGUGCUUUGUGAGAGGGUGACGGAGCACUAUGCGGCUGUUUUUGGGAGAGGGGGUGGUCAGGGCUAG
This is a messenger RNA of Aspergillus saccharolyticus JOP 1030-1, 1542 nucleotides long. RefSeq names its product nucleotide-diphospho-sugar transferase. The record is from RefSeq and is a predicted model, not a curated record. The transcript is spliced from 2 exons. Gene Ontology annotation, cellular component: Golgi apparatus. Gene Ontology annotation, biological process: mannan biosynthetic process. Bases 1 to 1542 code for a protein of 513 amino acids. Gene Ontology annotation, molecular function: alpha-1,2-mannosyltransferase activity. Lineage: Eukaryota; Fungi; Ascomycota; Eurotiomycetes; Eurotiales; Aspergillaceae.